UUAACAAUUUGAAGCUUCUGCAUUGCACUCUAUAAUUUGCUGAUUUUACAAUUUCAGCACACUUCAAGUUGUUUUAUGUCAAUCUUUAAGGCAGUUCAAGCACUUCUGUUGGUGAAGAUGACUUAGGGCCUGUUUGGCAUGGCUUUUGAAAAGCCAAAAAGAGCUUUUUGAGACUUGAAAGUUAUUUUGGGCCUGUCUGCCUAUUUUUAUAAAAGUACUAUUUUUUUAUUAGAAGAGCUUUCAGAGAAAGUUAGUCUAACGUAAAAUGGAGAUCGUAUCAACUUGUUCCGAUCUCAGAUAAUAAACUCAUGAGUUUAGUCUUACUUCUUAAGAAACAAAGCACUUCCAGAAUAGGAAAGUCUUUUAUUAUCUAGUUUUCAAACAAAAAUUUAGGUAGCUUUCUCCAAAUGCUCUUCUACAGUAAGUAAAAGCAAAAGCAAAAGUCAUGUCAAAUGGCCCUUUAUUGAUUAUUGCUUCCACUGUGAAGCGUAAAUAUUUUGGCUGAGAAUAGGAUUAAGCUUUAACUGUUUUCUGAAUCUGAUUUGAGAUUGAAGGUACUAGAUGAUUUUUACCUGACCAAGAACCUGUCAUCAUACUAAUGGUUUGUCUUGAAUUGCUACUCCAUUAUGGUUUUGCCAAUUUGCUUUGCAGCUCGUGGAAGCAAGAGCUAUGUGGAUGCAAGAGCUACAGAAGCAAACCAAGGAUGAGUCGGAUUGGAUUGGAAGUAGUACUUUUUAUUCAAAAGAAAGUGUGGAUUCACCACGUGAGAUCUUUUCUGCAUCCUCAUUUGAAGAUGGUCAUUAUAAGAAUAUGUCAGGCACAACAGUUGAUAAAAUGACAUGCCAAGCAACAAAUUAUUGUGAGAUAGAAAAGCAACCUCUUGAAAGUAGUGACAUCCAGUUCAUUGACAAGUCCGUUAUUGAAGAAGAUCCUGCUAGCAAACCCGUGGAAAAGGAGAUAGUUUUAGGUCCAUCUAUAGAAAUGCAAGUGCAGGAUUAUGAUGACGAUGAUGAUUGGCUAAAUGAAGACCCCGACUUAGUUGAGUGCUCUGGCACCACGGUUUUCGGAAGUGGGGAAGAUGUAUCAUUCAGUGAUCUUGAAGAUGAUAUUGAUUGUGCUAUGCCUGUGAAAACUAAAAUAGUCUCCAGUGAUGGGAAUAAACUAACUAAAACUUCAUAAGUGUGGAGUGCAAAAGCAGAUGUGUCUGAUAUUUUCCAGGUUGAUCUGCCUCUUGGUCUCCUUUUGGCACUUCGAGACCCCAAAGAUCUGUUUGAUGCUUGCAGGGAUGACUCAUGAGCUGCCUUUGCAAGAUUGGAAGUCUUAAAAGAGUUCCCACUGAGUGUACUCAAGGAGCCUGCGAGGACUGUCAAUAAUGAACGACACUUGGGAGGUUAGCUCUUGUAAAAAUGUUGCAGGUGCAAACAACCCCCUAUCUCAGGGUGCUGAGGUUUCCUAAAAGUUGAGGAUGAUAACAUCAAUUUUUUGAUUCAUUGUUGAAGGUCACGCAUGCCACAGAGAAGGAAACCUUUGGUCUAUUUCUUUUUCUUUUUCUGUUCCCCCUUAUAAUUUUUUAUUGAAAUGAGCCAGCCAAUAAUAUGCCGCAAGAUAAAGUUUUCAGCUCCUAUUGUCUUCUUUUACCUGUUUCUCUUGUUUUGAGUCACUGGAUAUUCACAGAAGAAACGAUUGUGUGGCUGUACAUAGGACAUGUAAAGUUUUUGGGAUUGCUGAAUUUGAAACUUACUAAAAUCACCAUUAGUCAGCUUUUAUGGACUUGUAUUUAUUUUUGUA
Molecule: messenger RNA, 1788 nt
Organism: Olea europaea var. sylvestris
Lineage: Eukaryota; Viridiplantae; Streptophyta; Magnoliopsida; Lamiales; Oleaceae
Exons: 1
Coding region: 670-1179 (169 amino acids)
Source: RefSeq, a predicted model, not a curated record